Messenger RNA from Exophiala dermatitidis NIH/UT8656, 2130 nucleotides. RefSeq lists its product as uncharacterized. The record is from RefSeq and is a predicted model, not a curated record. Bases 1 to 2130 code for a protein of 709 amino acids. Lineage: Eukaryota; Fungi; Ascomycota; Eurotiomycetes; Chaetothyriales; Herpotrichiellaceae. The transcript is spliced from 2 exons.
AUGGCUUCAGGCUCACCGUUAAACUAUACGAGAGUCCCCAAUGAAGAGAAUGAGGCUGCUGGCCGCUGUGUACAGGGAGAGCUGCCAUCCACAGAGCCGCAUCGCCCUGCUUUGGCAGAGGCUACUCCAUCUCUGCACGGCCGACCGUCAGUAGAGACUCAAUCUUCUGCUGGUACGAUACGGGUCGAGACUCCUCGGUCUAUGGAGCAGCCAAUUCUAGCCACGACCACCCGUCUUGUUGAUCAACUACAGGAUACCCGGCAGCAUUCACCCCUCAGCUCAUUCAGGCGACGCUUUCAGACCUCCAUACGGCCUUCGUGGCAUGAAGUGUCAGAAAAGGACACUUCCAUUCACAGCACAACGACAGAAUACCGUCACAGCAAGCAGCGGAGUCGUCUCCUGCGAUUGACGAUUGGCGAAUGGGUCAACACGCUUAUUCUAUGCGCCUCAUAUUUCGGCAUUCUUUAUGCCUAUUCUAGAAAGCUCACCAUCGACGUCCAACAGCGCAAGAUCUUCAACGCCCUGACCACAGGCAACACGUUGCUGCUUGGUGUAAAUCUGGCCGCAUCGUUGCGCAGUUAUGCCAAACUGAUGCGUUGGCGAUUGCUGGCGGUGUGCUAUCGACCUCUGCUGACCUUCGACCUGAUCAUGGGAUGUGGCAGUCUCAUGAACGUGGUCAAACUGCUCUGGAAAGCCCGAAACAACAGAUCCAACUACCUCCCAUCCAAAACUCAGAUCUUGUGCCUGUUCUGGCUCCUCGUCCACCUGGCCAUAGCGAUCCUUGUCGGCAUAAUCGGCCUGAACUAUAAUCUCGACACAUCGCAGAAUUUUGUCCUCACAAGAAAAGGGCCGGUCAGUAUACUGAAUCUGAAUGCGCUUGACUCGGGCAAUUAUAUGAUGGACCUCAGCGCUGUCCAACAAUGGGGCGUCAGAGGCGAGAUGGCGACAGCCCUCCCGUUACCCAACUUGCCCCCGGGUGGGAUCUACAUACCCGAACGCGGCUUGGCUUAUUUUUCGUCAUACCUCGGACAUACCUCCUACUUCUUCAAGGACUUCAACGCGAACAAGUCAACAGGGGCCAGCAUUGUCUCAACCCGAUACAUCAACGCAACUGCUUACUGCAAUGCUUAUAAGGUAGUCGAGGGUCAGUAUGGCAAUCUGUCAUACGUAAUUUACAAUGACGGCUACAAAGACGUCAAUCAGUCGCUUCCUGCCCCGCCCGGCCCCGCGGGUCUUCUGUUCAUGUCCAUGUUGAACUCGUCGCCCUCGAUCUGUCCCAGCACAAGGUGUGUCGAUAUCCGAUCGUUUCAGGCUCAAACGCUACCCAGCAACGUAGUCGACGACAACGAGCGUUCGAUACCCGAAGCACGUUUCUUCCAAUGCAACAACACCGUUACGCAGGUGAAAGAUCGAAACCGCAAACUCUCUUCGAAUUAUUCCGUGUCAGAUGUUGUCGCGAGAAUGCUUGCGGGCGCAAUCGGGUGGAGCGACAAUCCUCCCGUGCUAGAUGGGCAAGCGCUGUCGACAAUGUACACCAACUCCUCCUCCUACCGCUUCAACUACAUCCCCCGGGAGGUAGAUAUGGCCAGCUCCAUCGCAUCUUUCACCAUGGGAGCCAUUGCCAUCAUGGACGUGGAAGGAAGGGCACGAAAAAACGUCUCGGACGGCGAGCAACCGGUCGAUGCGCAGAUUCUGCAUGUCACUUGGGAAUACGCGGGAACCAUAUUAGUCCUCCUCCCAUUCAUUCAUUUUGUGACACUGAUGGCCGUCAUUAUAUGGGCGAACAAGGCCAUCAUCAAAGACGAUAGCCACUUGGCCAUUGCGAAGGCCUAUCAUACGCUCCUCUCGCAAUUAGGCGACCGUGGUUGCCUGCUGCGAGGCGAGCAGAUCGUCCGAGUGCUGGACAAUCCGUUGGUCGUAUAUGGUUGGAGCCGGGGCCGUGAAGAGGGCGGGCCGAUGCAUGUCGAUGUGUUUGAGGGAGAUCCAGACCAUCUCAGAGACCUGGACCCCUUCAUGGAGGGUUUGUACGGUGGGGAUGACAGGAUCGACAAUGCCAUUACUACAGCCACGACGACUAAUACGUACGGUGAGCGUGCUUCUGCUCGACCACGGAUGGGAGCAGUACCGUGA